Molecule: messenger RNA, 1396 nt
Organism: Nicotiana attenuata
Lineage: Eukaryota; Viridiplantae; Streptophyta; Magnoliopsida; Solanales; Solanaceae
Product: 8-hydroxygeraniol dehydrogenase-like
Exons: 5
Coding region: 81-1163 (360 amino acids)
Biological process (GO): lignin biosynthetic process
Molecular function (GO): zinc ion binding; cinnamyl-alcohol dehydrogenase activity
Source: RefSeq, a predicted model, not a curated record
AUAAUCUUCUACUAUUAAUUCUAUCAAUCUACUAUUACAACAUAAAUUUUCUUGUACACAGAAAUAUAUAAUACUUUAAAAUGGCAAAAUCAUACGAGAAUGAGCACCCAAUUAAGGCAUUUGGAUGGGCAGCUAGAGACACAUCUGGUGUUCUUUCUCCUUUCAAUUUUUCAAGAAGGUUGACUGGUGAAAAAGAUGUGCAAUUUAAAGUUAUGUAUUGUGGAAUUUGUCACUCUGAUCUUCAUCAACUCAAGAAUGAAUGGGGUAACAGCAAGUAUCCCAUUGUACCUGGGCAUGAGGUUGUUGGUGUUGUAACUGAGGUUGGUAGCAAGGUGCAGAAAUUUAAGGUUGGAGACAAAGUAGGUGUUGGAUGCAUGGUAGGAUCAUGUCGCAAAUGCGAAAAUUGUGACAAUGAUCUCGAGAAUUACUGUCCUCGUCAAAUCCCUACUUAUAACGGCUAUAACACAGACGGGACCCUUACAUUCGGAGGUUACUCCGAUAUCAUGGUUUCUGAUGAGCAUUUUGUAGUUCAUUGGCCUGAGAAUUUGCCAAUGGAAACUGCUCCUCUGUUAUGUGCUGGGAUCACAACUUAUAGUCCAUUGAAAUAUUUUGGACUUGAUAAGCCUGGAAUGCACAUUGGUGUUGUUGGUCUUGGUGGUCUUGGUCAUAUGGCUGUGAAAUUCGCUAAGGCUUUUGGAACUAAGGUAACUGUGAUCAGUACAUCUGUUAGUAAGAAGCAAGAAGCAAUUGAACGUUUGGGUGCAGACGCUUUCUUGAUUAGCCGCGAUACUGAGCAGAUGCAGGCUGCAAUGAGCACAUUGGAUGGGAUAAUUGACACUGUUUCUGCAGUUCACCCUAUUCUUCCAUUGCUUAGCUUAUUGAAAUCUCAUGGUAAGCUUGUUAUGGUUGGUGCACCAGAAAAACCAGUGGAGUUGCCAGUGUUUCCUCUACUUUUGGGAAGGAAGCUAGUGGCUGGAAGUUGCAUAGGAGGGAUGAAAGAGACUCAAGAGAUGGUUGAUUUCGCGGCAAAGCAUAAUAUUACACCAGAUGUCGAAGUUGUGCCCAUGGAGUAUGUGAAUACAGCUUUGGAUCGUCUUCUGAAAUCGGAUGUGAAGUAUCGUUUUGUGCUUGACAUUGGAAACACAUUGAAAGCAGCUAACUGAGAGUUGAGUCACAAAAAGUUGAUCCUGAAAAAGUGAUGUCUGUUAUUAGGACUCUUUAAAUUUCAGUCGAUUGCCAGUUCUCUGCUAGUUUUGCGACUGAAACGUAGUUAUUGUUGUACUGUCCAUUUUGUACUAUUGCUUUGAGAAAAAGAGUAGUAGCCUUGUUUUUUGUAUGGAGAAAAAAAAAAUGUCUUGUUCUAUAUUCUAAUGAUACAGAUUUUCUAUUAGCUAUA